Galeopterus variegatus (Sunda flying lemur) is the source of this 1438-nucleotide messenger RNA. Its product is annotated as potassium channel subfamily K member 5-like. The record is from RefSeq and is a predicted model, not a curated record. Gene Ontology annotation, molecular function: potassium ion leak channel activity. The coding region runs from base 1 to 1233 and encodes 410 amino acids. Gene Ontology annotation, biological process: stabilization of membrane potential; potassium ion transmembrane transport. Gene Ontology annotation, cellular component: membrane. The transcript has 8 exons. Lineage: Eukaryota; Metazoa; Chordata; Mammalia; Dermoptera; Cynocephalidae.
AUGAUCGGGCUGGCUGCUUCCCCUGGCACUCAGAUGGCAGGCCGGGCACUGGGUAGUCAUAGUCAAGCCUCCUCCUUUAUGGAGGAUGUAGGCAGAGAGAUCAAAGUUCUUGGAGACUCUCCAGACACCCGCUCCUUCACUGUGGAGACAGAGCUCAGUGAGCUGGGCCUGCAGCUGGCGCAGGUAGUAUCUGAUGCUGCAGGACAGGGUGUGGCCAUCACAGGGAACCAGACCUUCAACAACUGGAACUGGCCCAAUGCAAUGAUUUUUGCAGCCACAGUCAUCACCACCAUUGGCUAUGGCAAUGUGGCUCCCAAGACCCCCGCUGGUCGCCUCUUCUGUGUCUUCUAUGGUCUCUCCGGGGUGCCACUCUGCCUGACAUGGAUCAGUGCCCUGGGCAAGUUCUUCGGGGGACGUGCCAAGAGGCUGGGCCAGUUCCUCACCAAGAGAGGCGUGAGCCUGCGGAAGGCACAGAUCACAUGCACGGCCAUCUUCAUCCUGUGGGGCGUCCUGGUCCACCUGGUGAUCCCACCCUUCGUGUUCAUGGUGACUGAGGAGUGGAACUACAUCGAGGGCCUCUACUACUCCUUCAUCACCAUCUCCACCAUCGGCUUUGGUGACUUUGUGGCCGUUUCAGGUCAGCAGACCUUUGCUGGGGCCCCUGGUAGGCGAUCGGUGUUCUGGGCACUUCGCCCACCCGCAGGACCAGGGCUGAGUCCUCAAGGGAAUGGGCUGCCAGCCCUGCCCACUGCCCUGGCGCCCUUAGGGGUCUACUCCAAGAACUGGGUGCCCAGCUUGGAGGGGGUGUCACAGACACUAAGGAGCAAAGGCCAUGUGUCGAGGCCCCCUGGCGAGGAGGCCAGGGUGGGGCCCCCUGAGGCCGACUCCCCCAGCUCCGAGGUGCUCGUGAACCAGCUAGACCGCAUCAGUGAGGAAGGGGAGCCGUGGGACGCCCAGGACUACCACCCGCUCAUCUCCCAGAACGCCAGCGUCGCCUUUGUGAACAAGGAGGCUGGCUUCUCGGACGAGGAGACCUCCAAGUCCUCGCUGGAGGACAACCUGGUGGGGGAGGAGAGGCCCCAGGAGGGGGCCGACGCCGAGGCACCCCUGAGCAUGGGUGAGUUCCCCUCCUCGGACGAGUCCACCUUCACCAGCACCGAGUCUGAGCUCUCCGUGCCUUACGAGCAGCUGAUGAACGAGUACAGUAAGGCCAACGGCCCCAAAGGCACGUGAGGCCGGCGGCUCCCCACCCCACCUCAGAUGGCUGCUUUCCCCUUGCCCUGGGCUGUUCUGGCCCCUGGCGGGGGCAGCCCUGGAACUGGGAGUGGGGGGCCAGGGGCCUGCCUUACCUUCCAUCCCCUCCGGCUAAACGCUUCUGAGCAAACAUGGCACACGCCCAGGACAGGGCCUCUGUUUUCCAGCUGAACGGUACUGGGCA